This is a messenger RNA of Polistes canadensis, 1092 nucleotides long. Its product is annotated as facilitated trehalose transporter Tret1-2 homolog. The coding region runs from base 1 to 981 and encodes 326 amino acids. Gene Ontology annotation, cellular component: membrane. NCBI's taxonomy places the organism in Eukaryota, Metazoa, Arthropoda, Insecta, Hymenoptera, Vespidae. The transcript is spliced from 2 exons. Gene Ontology annotation, biological process: transmembrane transport. Gene Ontology annotation, molecular function: transmembrane transporter activity. The record is from RefSeq and is a predicted model, not a curated record.
AUGACAAUCGAAGAUUGGCGAAUGAUAGCACUUAUGUGUGCAUUAUUUCCUAUAUUAUCGAUUGCACUGAUCGUGAUAGUAUUACCAGAAUCCCCUAUGUGGUAUCGAGAACGCGGUAGAUUGGAGGAAGCAGUGGAAACGUUAAAAAAAUUUCGCGGUAUACCAAAGGAUGAUCCUGCUACGAUGGAAAUUUUAUUAGAAUUAAAACCGAAUAAUCAACAACGACACAAAAAGAACAUUAUGAAACAUUUGUUUAGGAGAAACGCGCUUAUACCGUUUGCAAUAAUGUUGAUUUACUUUUUGUUCCAACAAUUUUCGGGAAUAUUCGUGAUGGUUUAUUACGCGGUUGACAUAGUACAAAGUGCUGGAAUCAAAUUGGAUCCUUAUUUGGGUGCAGUUUUUAUCGGUCUGGCAAGAUUUGCCGGUAGUAUAGUGAUAGCAUUAUUUUCAUCUAAGUGUGGUAGAAGAGUACCUUCGAUUGUUUCUGGAAGUGGCAUGACACUAUCCAUGGGUCUGUUGUCUAUUUAUUUGCUAAUGAAUGAUAAAGGAUACGUCAUCAAUGAUGGCGGUAUAAUACCUGUUAUCUGUGUAGUAACUUACAUAUUUUUAAGCACACUGGGUUUCUUAUCAAUUCCAUUUGCUAUGGUCGGUGAAAUUUAUCCCAGUAAAGUGAAGGAUAUUCUUUCCGGAUUAACAACAUGCAUAACUUAUAUAUUUAGUUCGGUUACCAUUAAAACUUAUCCGAAUAUGUUAUUACUUAUGGGUAAACACGGUGUUUUCUUUUUCUAUGCUGUAGUAUCAUUGUUCGGAACGCUAUUCAUUUUAUUUUUCUUACCCGAGACCAAAGGUAAAUCUUUGAACGAGAUCGAAGAGAUGUUUAAUAAAAAAAUGAUUGUUUCAGAAUCCGAUGGUACCGUUACCAUGGUUUCUAAUGGUAUCGAAAGUAUGCCCGUUGAACAUGUUAAUAUUAAUAGACUUUAAGCACAAUAUAGACUGUUUUUAAUAUUUCCAUUCAAACGCCCCACAGCAUGUGGAAAUUAUUUGAUAAAAGAUAAUAUUUUAAUUGUAAAAAAAUAUAUUAUAAUAUAAUAA